AUGAGCUUCCUUUUUGCUUUGCAGUGGGAAGUCUAGAGCCCCGAAUUGAGGUCCUGAUUAACCGCAUUAAUGAGGUUCAGCAAGCAAAAAAGAAAGCCAGUGAGGAGCUUGGAGAGGCCCAGACUGUGUGGGAUACCCUGCAGAAGGAAGUGGACUCAUUACACGAAGAGAAAGUACGUCUGAAGGAUAUCUUGAACAGAAAGGAAGAGACCCUGAGGAUUAUGCAGCUGCACUGCCAGGAGAAGGAAAGUGAGGCAGAGAGGAAGCACAGCAUGUUGCAGGAAUGUAAAGACAGAAUUUCUUUCCUGAACAAUCAGAUCGACAAUGAGAAGGCCAAACUAAGACGACUGAGGUUGGAUUUUGAAGAACAUCUGGAGACUUUGAUGAGUCAACAUAAGGACACCAUGGAAUUUCAUAAGCCUGAACAUCUGACAGAGGAGAUGAGUGUUUUGGACAGCAGCAAGGAGCAGCUGCUCAAGGAAGAGAAACUGAUCAAGGCAAAGCUGGAGGAUGUGCAGCAUCGGCUGUGUGCCCUGUGUGGGCCUGAGGGUUCUUCCACCUUCUCUGAUGGACUCUUCCUCCGAAGCCAUGAGGCAGCUGCAGCAAUGCAGAUGUUCAAGGACGAGAACAAGAAGGCCGAGGAGCUCCUUGAGGCUGCAGCGCAGCAGCACCAGCAGCUGCAGCAGAGGUGCCGCCAGCUGCAGCAGAAGCGGCAGAGGCUGAGAGAAGAGCUGGAAAAGCAUGGGGUACAGAUCCUUGCUCAAAUUCAGAGUACGCAAAAGGAAGAGGACAGCUCGUGGAGGACGGUAAACCUGGGAGCAGAAGGGAGAGGAAGAAGGUGGUUUCUCAGAGUAUAGUCUGUGCAAAAGGGCACUCCUACUGCAGGAGGCACAGCCGAGGCAGAGGUGUAAACUUAGGGUAGCAUUGGUACAGGAAGGUGGAAGGGGGUGGUAGGAGCAGGGAAAAAAUGCCUGGGCCUUUACCUCCUACAGGCCAGUCCUAAACCCUUAGAAGCCCACAAGGAGACCGUCCAAGAGCGCCCAUCAAGCAGGACCUAACCUCCUCGGCCUGGAGGACACACUAGCUCCAAACAUCACAAGGGGAUGUUUUGUGUAGCCUGCUUCAUUGGAGUAUGUGCUGGGUGGAAGGAUGGGUGUUGGUGCCAAGCUCCUCAAGUCUUUGAACCUGGAGAUUUCUUGGCUCAAUUUUGAUUCUCGACUAGCUUAGGGUCCACACUGCAGGCCCUUAAUAAAUGUUUUCCCUGUCUCCUGCUCACCAUUAGUAUCUGUCACACUCUUCCUACUCUUAGACAGAAGGGUACAGAUCUGGACCUUCUCAUAGGAUCUGAAGCCACUUUGUAAUUUAGUUCCCUCAUGUAGGCCCAAUGUAGCACAGACUUUGAAACAAAAGGAAGAUAUAUCACCAGCUUUUAAUUCUUGCUAUAAACCAUCUCAUUCUUCAAGCAAAAUAAAUAUAAUUUGAGUCUGCAUGUGGUCUAUAUUGUUUGUGAACAAUCCCAAACGGUUGCCAGGAACAUCCUAAACUAAAAAUGCUCUUUUGUUUGGGGAGGAC
Rattus rattus (black rat) is the source of this 1572-nucleotide messenger RNA. It is a transcript of the gene Syce1, whose product is annotated as synaptonemal complex central element protein 1. The record is from RefSeq and is a predicted model, not a curated record. Gene Ontology annotation, biological process: synaptonemal complex assembly. The coding region runs from base 222 to 857 and encodes 211 amino acids. The transcript has 10 exons. NCBI's taxonomy places the organism in Eukaryota, Metazoa, Chordata, Mammalia, Rodentia, Muridae. Gene Ontology annotation, cellular component: synaptonemal complex.